Molecule: messenger RNA, 7305 nt
Organism: Castor canadensis (American beaver)
Lineage: Eukaryota; Metazoa; Chordata; Mammalia; Rodentia; Castoridae
Source: RefSeq, a predicted model, not a curated record
GCUUGCCGGUCUCCGGAGUCGCCUUGCCGCCGCCGCCCGUUUCCUCUGCUCGCGGCGAGCCCGUCAGUCCCCACAUAGUGCGCUCCUCCAUCUGGGCCAUGGAUUGCGGGGAUCUGACGAGCUUCUUUCUUCUGGUGUCUUUAAAGGGCCUUCUACCAUGAACAGUUCUACUUCUGCAGGCGUGUAUGGCUUUCUUAGAAAUGGCUUCUGAGGAAGCUGCUGUUACCAUGGUGAAUUAUUACACUCCUGUUACUCCUCAUCUUCGAAGUCAGCCUGUUUAUAUUCAGUAUUCCAAUCACAGAGAACUUAAGACUGACAAUCUGCCUAAUCAAGCUAGAGCCCAAGCUGCACUACAGGCUGUCAGUGCUGUUCAGUCAGGAAACCUGGCCCUUCCUGGAGCACCUUCCAGUGAAGGCACAGUCCUACCUGGGCAGAGUCCUGUUCUCCGAAUAAUUAUUGAAAACCUCUUCUAUCCUGUUACUCUAGAAGUUCUUCAUCAGAUAUUUUCUAAAUUUGGCACGGUCUUGAAGAUUAUCACCUUUACAAAGAAUAAUCAGUUUCAGGCCUUGCUCCAGUUUGCGGACCCAGUGAAUGCACACUACGCCAAGGUGGCUCUGGAUGGCCAGAAUAUCUAUAAUGCAUGCUGCACUCUGCGUAUUGACUUCUCCAAGCUCACCAGCCUUAAUGUGAAAUAUAAUAAUGACAAAAGCAGAGACUUCACUCGCUUAGACCUUCCUACUGGUGAUGGCCAGCCAUCUCUUGAACCCCCUAUGGCUGCUGCUUUUGGUGCACCAGGUAUAAUUUCUUCACCAUAUGCAGGGGCUGCUGGAUUUGCCCCAGCCAUUGGAUUUCCUCAAGCUGCAGGUCUGUCUGUCCCAGCUGUUCCUGGGGCCCUUGGUCCCCUCACACUCACUUCCUCUGCUGUUGCUGGAAGGAUGGCAAUUCCUGGGGCAAGUGGUAUACCAGGAAAUUCUGUUCUGCUUGUCACCAACCUCAAUCCUGAUCUUAUCACCCCACAUGGGCUUUUUAUCCUAUUUGGAGUAUAUGGUGAUGUACAUCGAGUGAAGAUUAUGUUUAAUAAGAAAGAAAAUGCCCUGGUUCAGAUGGCAGAUGCAAAUCAAGCUCAACUAGCAAUGAACCAUCUAAGUGGUCAGAGACUUUAUGGAAAAGUGCUUCGUGCUACACUGUCCAAACACCAGGCAGUUCAGCUUCCUCGAGAGGGGCAAGAAGACCAAGGUCUAACUAAGGAUUUCAGCAAUAGCCCCUUGCACCGCUUUAAAAAGCCCGGCUCUAAGAACUUCCAGAAUAUCUUUCCACCAUCAGCAACUCUUCACCUUUCCAACAUUCCCCCUUCUGUUACAAUGGAUGAUCUGAAGAACCUUUUCACAGAAGCUGGAUGUUCAGUGAAGGCUUUCAAAUUCUUUCAGAAAGAUCGCAAAAUGGCACUCAUUCAGUUGGGAUCUGUGGAAGAAGCAAUCCAGGCCCUCAUUGAGCUUCAUAAUCAUGAUCUUGGAGAAAAUCACCACCUCAGAGUUUCUUUCUCAAAAUCUACAAUUUGACUUUUCUGUGAAGUUUUCUCCUAAAACUGGACCAUAAGUUCAGUACAAUUUUCAGACAAUAGACUGAACAGCAGCUCAAGACCAAUUUUGCCUCUUUCAUAAAAAUAACUCCUUCUGAGUUUGAUAUUCAAGUAUAUUCAAACAAGGGAUGGUCUCCCCCCUUCCCCCCCCCGUUAUUUCCCUGUUGCCAGUAUAUGAUCAAAAGUUUGCUUUUCCUUUGUACCAUGGUUUCUAUAAAAAAUAGCCUUCAGGAAAAAAAAUCAGGAAAAAAUAUUUUUUGAAUAAUUUAAUUCCCUAUGUUAAAUUAGAUUUCAAGUGGACAGACUUUGUUUUAGUUUGGGUCCAGAUCAGCCUUAUACAAAACUUCUAAACACCUUUGUACUUUAAGAAAUUUAAACAUUCAGACUUUUAAAAUUACUCUAUGUAAGUAAUUUAAAUCACUUACAGCCAAGUUUUAACUCUAUGAUUUGGAAAUUUGACCCCUGUAGUAAAUUAUGUUCACUUACAAACUACAUCAAAUAUUUGCCAUCUAUUGAUGUUACUGUUCUUAAACACAUUGAGUUGUAUUGGAAGCAGAUUUAUAAACAUGCAUGUUUUCUUUCGAUUAUUUCUUUUUUUCACUGUAUGGCACUCUUUUGAAUAAUGCAUAUCUUACCUUUUUAAGACUAUUGGGAAAAAUAAAGCGUCUCAACUGUCCCCAGAAAAAAGUAAGUGGAAUCCAACCAGGAUCUAUUACGAUGUCAGAAUAAUCAGUAGUUUUAUUAGAAAAAUUGUGUUUUAAAUUUCAAAAUGACACUUAUUUGUUAAGUAAUAGAAUAUGAUCUUGAAAAAUUUUAAAAGAAAAAUCCUACUUAUAAACUACUUUUUUAUAAUUGUUUUAAAAAAAAAGUUUACAGUCUUAAAGAAAAUAUUCAGGUCUAUCAUAUGGUUUGACAGAUUUUUUAAAAGUUAUUUUUGGUAAGGUCUUCUUUUAGAAAAAAAAUGAAUCUCAAGGGUUUUUUGUACCACUAUAAUCUCUAAUACUUAUUCAGAAUUACUGUGUAUUUACUUAAUUUCUAUUAUGUGCCUUAUUAUGUGCUUAAGAUACAAUAGGUUAGAGUUUUAUCUAAAUAUCUUGAAAGAUAUAUUGUGGGCUUGGUGAGCGUUUGUUUUUUCUUUCCCUGUUUUGGUAAGGAUUUUAAAGUUUUUUCAUUGCAAUUUAAGUGGUUUUCAAUAAGUAAUAGUUUCUAUUCAGAUUUUUGGUGCUUUGGUGCAGAGAUGGGAUGUGGGAAGGUGAAUGGUUUUGGGAAUAAUUCAGUGCAUACUUGUAGGCCUCUUUGCAUUGUGGAUGGUAGUGGUUAUUGCCAGUUACCACAUAUCAACUUGGGGCUAUAGAACUGCAAUCUCAGUUUCUGGAUCUUGUCUGAUCUUUGUUGUCCAUCAGAAUUUGUCUCAGGAUUACUUGGUUCUUUCUCAGUACUCAAUGAGAACUUGCUUUUCUUUGUUACUAUAACUUCAUUACUGAGUGCCCACAUAUUUGGAGUAUGAGAAGGUUGGUUAUUUUUCAUACUCUAACCCUCUCUUUUUGGUUGAAUGUAAGAGUACAUUUUAAUGUUGCUUCAGUGAUUGUAUAGUGUAAAAUUGUUUCUUUUUAACAAGAAACUGCUUUUGUUAAUUAUUCCAAGUUUGGUCAGAUUUUUUUAAAGCAGAAUUUGUCAAAGGGAUCAGUUUUGCCCACCUCUUUUACACUUUUCAUAUUCUCAGAGUGGCUCAUCUCAGCUUUUAAAAGAAUAUCUCAAUCUUUUUACUCUGUUCCAGCCAUUAAUUCGAACAUAGGGAGGUUUGUUUGUUUUAUUUUUAACAAAAGAAAUUUUGCAGAGAGGCUGAAAGAGAUAAUUAUAGGUUGUUUAAAAUCAGAACUUAUUCAACACUGAGCAAGAAUUAUUAGCUCAAGAGAUAAGUAUAAUGAUUUUAUCUAUUUGGGUUUUUUCCCCCACUUCUGUGAAAUAUAUUCUUACCUGAAUACUGAGUAGGGAGGAAGAAAAAAUUUUGAAAAAUCUCCCAAAAUUUGCUUUUUUUUUUUUUCCACAUAGGCACUCUUGUAAUUUUCAGUGGCAUGUUAAAUUGGAUUACUUCAUUAGCUUUGAGUGGAGAAUUCCCAUGCAAUUUAUUAAUUCAUGAUUCUCAUAAUAUCCAGCAUAACUGUAGCAAAAGUUACCCAUAGCAGAAGAGGAGUCAUAAUGGUGUUGAAUGUAAUUUUGUAGUAAGGGAUGGCCUUUAAAUCUGGGAGAGAACAUUUGAAUCCUUUUCAGGGAUUUAUGUAGAUAUGUGUGUGCGAGAGUGUGUAUAAAUAAGUGUAUAUACAUGCAUACACUCUUCUAAUGUAUAUACAUAUGCACAUUACAUACAUUUUAAUUUAUUGACAAAGAAAAUUAACCAAAUUAAAAUUUGGAAAAGUGAGAUAUUCCUGUUUAAAAGAGCAUGUUUGAAGCCAUCAGAGUGUGUCUUAAAUUAGCUAUAGCUUAUGGGUAUUGUCCAUAUUGAGCUCUGCUGUUUGAGUUAUAGAGGUCUACAGUAUUUGUGUUAUCAUUUUUGUAAAAACAUUAAAAAAUAUCAGGGUGGUGGAAAAAUUAGAUCUGUGUUUGUUUUGGCAUGCAUUUAUUCAGUUGUCUUCUAAGCAGUGGUUUAUUUUUUGCUGUUGAUCUGUGAUGGUAUCCUAUUUUUAAGUUUAUUUACUUUAUUUUAAGGAGUAUUGUCAUAUCACUUUUCAAGGUAUCUUGACUUUUACACAAAAUAUGUAUAUUCAGGACUUUAAAAAAUAGCAGUAUACAUUUAACAAAUAGCAAUUUAUGCCAAAAUGCUUUACUCUGAGAUUUGGAUAACUUACAUAGCAGUAAAAUGUAUUUUGUGUAAGAUACAAAUAGAAAAAUAAUACAUUGUCUUAAUAAUUACCCAGUUAGCAUCUACAGAAUGUCAUAAUCCUUUAAGACUAAAUAUUAUAAUCAUUUAUUUGUAGUAAUAUUUGAACUCAUUUUUUGAAGCCACAGUUUCUGCCUGCUUCAUCCCUUAUGGGCACAAAGCCUUCUUGGCCUUCACCAGGCAUGGUGAUCGUCAUCAGGUCUGUUUCUGGUUAAGCUCUUAAGAGCUAAGUGUUGUGGUGCACACCUGUUAAUUUAGCACUGGGGAGGCAAAGGCAGUAGUAGCAUUUCCAGUUCAAGCCCAGCCUGACUACAUAUAGUGGCCAGCCUUGCUAUAUAGCGAAACCUUAUUUCAAAAAAAAAAAAAGAACAAAAAAGAAUUAUGAUUCUUUCUAUUUUCAGAAACUUUCAAAAGUCUCCAUAUCAUUAGGCAGCAGUAUUUAUAUUUGAAUAUAUUAUAAUGUGGUUUCUCUUCUGUUCCUAUUAAAUAUUUUUGGACAAAAAAAUGACAAACUCAACCAACCACUCACUUAAAAACCCUAAUUUUGCUAAACUAUCAGCUUGUCUCUUAGAAGACAUGUGUACUGCUAUUUUUAAAACCAAAAAGAGACAGCAUGACUAUGAGUAAAGCAUUUUUCUUAGCCUUUCCUUUGUCUUGAUCUGUUGUUAAUUGAGAAUAAAACUGCCAGACUUAAAAUAUUCUAUAGUGCUAAAACAAAUACAAUUUAGAUUGUACGGUUUUAAAGUGUAACUCAACUGUCUUUUAAACCAAUUGUGUUGUUAUAUACAAGACUACUUGCAGUCUUUUUUCAGAGCAAACCCUAACAACUAUUUGUAAAUGGUUUAAAAAGAUAGAAAAUUACUAAAAUCUUAAUUUGGGGGGGAAGUUUAUAAAGGGAGAAAAACAUAACAGGACCAAAGUUUAUGUGCCUUCUUUAAUAGUCUUAAUUGACCUUUUCUUCCUAUUUGAGACUAAGGUAGUAUCAGUAUUCUAGUUUUCAGGAAAUAUGUACUAUGUAGUUUUAAAAGAAUGUUGUCCCACAGACUAGUCAUACAAGCAAGUAACUGUAUAAAUGAAGACUCAGUUACACUCUGCCUUUAUCACAUAAUAUUCAUUAUAGAGCACUCUGCUGGUUCCAGAAAAGAACUGCUCUAUAACCUCUGUGUUAGUCACCUUAGUUUUGCAACCUGAGGCAUAUGUUAUAAAACACGGGGAUAUUUAUAUUUGUCUGGUCCAGUAACCUGGAUGGUGAUAAUAGUCAUGAUUUAAAGCCUGCUUUUGGCAAGCUUAAUUUAAUACUGUCAACAGAUUUUUGUUGUAUUAUUUUCAUUUCUUGGAUCUAUGUAGUAGUUAUAAGAAUAUUUAAAUAGCUAUUUUUUGUGUCAUUAAAAAAAAUCAUACUCUGACUUUUUUUUCCUUACCAUUCAUUGUUACCCAGAUCUUUAAAAAAUUCAUCCCAUAUCCAGAAAGUACUAAUUACAAAGAUUGCUGACCAAGCAAAGUUUUGCAUCAAAAUGUCACCUCAUUGCUCUGACCAAAGACUGACUUGUUCUGGUUUACCUCCUCUGUGAAGAUCCCCUCCAAGCUCCUUUCUGAGGGACCUAAGCAGAGUGGCCUUUAUUCUCUGUUUCCUAUUGGUGAAUAGACUACUUAGAGAAGAUGGGAGUUUAAAUGCGAACAGAGUGGAUUAGGGUGACAAGGGUUUGAUGGGCAUUUUCAGUACUGUAUUUAAGGGGAAAAAAAUAGCACAGCUAGAAGCCUCUGACAUUGUCUUGUGUUUUAUGUGGUCUGUUCAUAAAAUUCCCUUUUUCUGUUUGUGAGAAUGUUCAUCUAACAGAAGAAAAUGCUGUAAAUAUUUGUAACAACAUUUUUUUAAACCAGGCCAAAAAGAAGAAAAAAAAGGGUUUUGGGAACAAGUUAACAUAAAGUGGUUUUAUAUAAAACAUCAAUUGUCUUGUAUAUUUUGAUAAGCAGCAGUACCAGCUUUCAUUUGUAAUACAGUUCGUGGCAUUGGAAGAAAAGGAUUCUGUGAUUGUUGAAGUGAAUUGUGUUAUAAUUGCAAAGAGAAGAUAAAAUAUUAAAAAAACAUAUUUUCUAAAUGCGUAGUGCAUGAUUAAUUCAAGCUUCUGUACACUAUAUUCCAUUUUCCUUCAAUUUGUAUAUUUGCUAACUAUUACUUGGUAUCUCUAAUCUCUUUUCCUAACAAGUAUAGCAUUGUAGCAUGCCUUUUAAUAAAUGUCAUGACAUCUGUACGCUCUUAAAUUUUUUCUGUGUUCUUGUCUGUACCUUGGGUUCCCCUUGUCUUAUCUGUAAUUCUAAUGAUGUCAUAUUUUCUUUUUUUUUCCCAUAGCCAUCCAUCUCAAAUUGUCAUAGAAGAUAGCAAAAAUGAAUUCAAACAACUUUUUAAAAAAUCUAACUACUCUUUUAAUUUAGGAAUUAUUCUCAUUUUGAGGAGCAAAAUGUUUUUCUAAUCUUAUUCUGCACCUUUCAUUCAGUCAUUCCUUCUUUAGUGCAGUUACACAUUAGCAUGCUUGUUUGCUCAAACUUACUCUCUCUCUUCUCUCUUUCCCUCUUUGUACAGUGCCAAAAUGGAAUUGAAAUACUACUACAGGUUUGAUUCAAUUUUUUUGUUUCUCUGUAGGAUCAGCAUAUAUAACACUUAGACAUGAUGUCUGAUCUGAGACCAAGUUUGUGUUCUUUUGAAUUUGUAUUCUUAGUUAAAGAUUAACUCGAUUGCCAAGUAGCUAUAUAUUGUACUUCUUGGUUCUUUCAAGAAUUGUUGGAGGGCUGGUGGAGUGGCUCAAGUGAUAGAACACCUGUGUAGCAAGCAUGAGGCCCUGAGUUCAAA